Sinocyclocheilus grahami is the source of this 668-nucleotide messenger RNA. RefSeq names its product kinesin light chain 1-like. Gene Ontology annotation, cellular component: cytoplasm; kinesin complex. The transcript has 3 exons. The annotation marks the transcript as partial. The record is from RefSeq and is a predicted model, not a curated record. Gene Ontology annotation, molecular function: kinesin binding. NCBI's taxonomy places the organism in Eukaryota, Metazoa, Chordata, Actinopteri, Cypriniformes, Cyprinidae. Gene Ontology annotation, biological process: microtubule-based movement.
UGGAUUCUGGGAGCACAAACACACAUAUCAGCCAUUUUCAGUUUGCUGUGGUCAUCCUCUCUCACUCCAGCACAAAGAUCUGCCAACUGUCGAGCUGAAAGGGACGAGAAGGAUGGACGAAGCGAAAGCGGGUCAUCGCGCGCACGGGCGUUUGUUUUGCUGAGCGCGUCAAAGACAAAAGCGCAACGGACGGACGCGCAUCCUUACGGCCGACCCGUCGCCGGGGAUUCAUCUGAUAUCGUUUUAUUGGACGAGUCCGGCGGGUGAUGUCCGCCAUGGUGUACCCACGAGAAGAGACGCUGGAGCGGCUGACGCAGGACGAGAUCGUGCUGAACACUAAAGCAGUGAUGCAGGGUUUGGAGACGCUGCGAGGGGAACACGCUCAGCUCCUCAACUCCAUCCUGGACUGCGCUCAGCCGGCCGUCGCGCAGGAGAAAUCCAGCCUGCUCCGCAAGAGCCUGGAGGACAUCGAGCUGGGACUGGGAGAGGCGCAGGUUCUGGGUAAGUUCCACCCUGACGUGGCGAAGCAGCUCAAUAAUCUGGCCCUGCUGUGUCAGAAUCAGGGCAAGUAUGAGGAAGUGGAGUAUUAUUACCGCAGGGCGCUGGAGAUCUACGAGAACAAACUGGGCGCCGAUGACCCCAACGUGGCCAAGACCAAAAACAACCUG